Molecule: messenger RNA, 1644 nt
Organism: Daldinia loculata
Lineage: Eukaryota; Fungi; Ascomycota; Sordariomycetes; Xylariales; Hypoxylaceae
Exons: 2
Coding region: 155-898 (247 amino acids)
Source: RefSeq, a predicted model, not a curated record
GCCGCAACCAAGCCGGUUAUCGAUAACGUUCAGUUGUUACCAAAGCUCAAUCAAUACUUUACCUCGAAAUUUAAAGCUACCUACACCUUUUCAAUCUCUCUUUCACAACUUACAUCACCUAUCUAGCCGCUAGUAGCGGUUGGUUUAUGUAACAAUGUCUACUUCUCUACAGGCCACAAGCAACUUGUUCCAAGUACCAGAAGUAUCACAGGAAGAGAUAAGCUCGUUUCACGACGCGCACUUCUCUCUCGCGGCUACCAAACUCUUCAAUGCACAGUUCUUCCGACCGGAAAAUGCGCAAGAUGAGCAGGAUGAAAAUCAGUACUAUGAGGAAUAUGAAGAAUAUUAUGAAGAAGAGGAUGACGGCUUAGGCUAUUAUCCAGAUGGUGUCAAACGCACGCUUACGGAUGAGCAAAUCGCUAUAUUUCGACAUUCUGAAAUUGAAGCCCUUCGCCGUGCUAAGACUAGAGCCGCUAAGCUCGGGGAGACGUCGACCGCACCGUUGCAAGCGGCCGAGGAAGAUGAUUCCGCAUCUACCAGCGAGCCUAAUCCCGAUUCGAUAGCAAUAUCGUUGCCUACAAUGCCAGAUGAGAGUCAUGAGAAAUACAAAGGGAAAGAAGAAGAGGCGCAGGAUGGUAGCGAGGAUGGAGAAAUCGAAGAAGACAUGCCUAAACCUAAACCUAGCGAAGCUGAAGUCAAGCGAGAGAAAAAGCAACGUGCGAGACGAAAGAAGCAUGAACAGCGCAAGUUCCAUCCCGAGAAGAAGCCCGAUCUACGAAAGAGGACGUGGGAUGUAGUCGAGACUGGUAUGGACAGUCUGUACUACGAUGAUGAAACGGCCCAAGACACGGCUGCCACUCCCGCGGCACAGAGGCGAAGGAUCUCAUACGACGAUUGAAGACUCACGAAAGGAAAUGAGUUUUCCGUAUUUCUCUAUGGUAUUCCAAUCCUGAAAUAACUACUUCAUACGUGAUUGAUACGUGGUUGAGUGAUAUUUGGCCAGGUUAGUGUUGCAUUCUCAAUUCCUCUUUGUCUGUUUUGUUUCCGUGAUGAGAACCUUUGUAUCGUCAUCCUUAGUCUGAAGUCCGGGACCACCUGAAGUUGGCUUCUGGCUGAUGGAUGGUUGGAUUACCUAAACGGAUGCAUGUCGAAUAAUUAAUCUUCUCUCUGAAUGCGUUAUACCAUCCCUUCUGUGUAUUCUCCCUUUUCUACUACAACAAGCAUUGUUGCUGACUACUUGUACUGCGAGUUUUAGGUGAAUAGUGCAAAGACUUUGCAAUUACAAACAACGGGCUUGCAUCAAAGGCUUUGUUCGGGAAUUGUCUACAUAGCUUAAGGAGACAUAUGUACCUAUAGUUUACCUGCAGUGUGUCGGACAGGUUCUAGUGGGAUUACUACUAGAAUGUAUGGAAUUUAUCUAGUUCUGGAGGUGGCCAUUUGCUACUCUAGCAUUCCCUUGCAUGACGGAAUAAGAAAAGGUGCCGUUAUUGAUAAUUACCUAGGUAUACAAGUACAUACACAAAGAGCUUCCAUGCUCUUCUUAUUGUUGGCAUGAGCUGUUUUAGGUGCUGUAUUGCAAAAAUAAUACAUAUGCACCUACCUUAGGUUAGGUAGACAACGAGCUAUAAUAAAAUCAUACAAGCA